Neocloeon triangulifer is the source of this 1790-nucleotide messenger RNA. Its product is annotated as sorting nexin-7-like. Lineage: Eukaryota; Metazoa; Arthropoda; Insecta; Ephemeroptera; Baetidae. The record is from RefSeq and is a predicted model, not a curated record. Gene Ontology annotation, molecular function: phosphatidylinositol binding. The transcript has 10 exons. The coding region runs from base 207 to 1577 and encodes 456 amino acids.
UCUCACGUGGGUGUGGCCGCAAGUAUAAAUAAACCAAAAUAAGUUCCUAAAAGUUGCGGAAAAUAUUUAGAUACAUAUUAGGAAGUUAAGAGUUCCGUGUUGUUAAGCUGAGCCGUUCUUUCCGAUAACUUUCGUCUCAGUUUACCGUAAUUUUGGACUUGGAGCUCAAUUGCGACGGUACAUAUACGUAGGCUGCUGUAUGUGAAAUGGAGAGCCCAGGGGCUGUAAUAGACGUUACAACAGAGUGUAAGGGAGUGACACGAUCUGAUGGGUGUCAUGAUAUUGAUGAACCCUUUUCAACCUGUAGUGCCUCUUUUGAAGGAUCUGUUGCUGCAUCACCAUCGAUUGAAAGCUUCUCAACUUUGCAAGACCAAGAUGACAUUGGUGAUCUACAUGAGGAUGGGCGAGAUCUGCAAAUUAGAGUUGAUAAUCCUCAGAAACACCUCAGUGCGUUAGAGACGUACAUCACAUUUAGAGUAACCACAAAAACAUCAAGAGCAGAGUUCGAGGAAACUGAGUAUAUGGUUCGUAGAAGAUUCAAUGACUUUCUUUGGCUCCGAGAAAAUUUAGUUCGAAGUUACCCCAAUAACCUCAUUCCACCACUGCCAGGAAAACAUUCACUUAUUGGUCAGCUCGACAGAUAUUCUAAGGAAUUCAUUCUUCAUCGCAUGGCCAUGCUUCACAAGUUCAUGAACAGAUUAGCUGACCACCCUGUUCUGUGCUUUGAUGCUAACUUGAAAGGAUUUUUAUCAGCAAAACCAACAGAUUUCACACAACUUCGAAGGAGCAAGCAAGGAUUGAUUAGCAGAUGGACUGAUUCACUGCAAAAUAUUUCUGGAAUAUACUUGGCGAAAGGCCGACCUCAAGACUUUGAAGAAAUGCUGAAUUACUCUCAGCUUCUUUCAGAAAAAUUGACAAGCAUUGAGAAAAUAAGCAACAGAAUUAACAAGGAACUGGAAGAACAUCUUUCUGAAAAUCUACAACUCCAGCCUGUGUUCAACCUCUGGUCCACUACUGAGCCAGAACUAGAUCAUAUCCUUUCAUCGAUUGGCCAAGCUUAUGAAUCAAUAAGCACCGAAGAGCAGACUAUGAUUAAUGAGUACCCACACAUUAUCAGCCAACCUUUGAAAGAGUUCCUCUUGUACAUAGAUGCAUUGAAAGAAUCGCUUGAUAGAAGAGAUGCUGCUCAGAUUGAAUACGAGCUAGUGUUGGAGGAAUUAGGCAAAAAAAGGGCAGAAAAACAGCUCCUCCAAAAUGAUCUUGGACCAAGUUCAGAAUCAAUUGGCCAUAGUUUAGCCUUCUGGAAAGUGCCAGAAAACAAAGAGGACAGACUUCAAAAGUUAAGCGCAGCCAUUGGAGACUUAAUGAAGCAAACUGAGGAAAAACAAGACUUAACUGAAUGUGCCAAUGAGAGUCUUAGGGCUGAUUUUGAACGGUGGCAUUUGGAAAAAAGAAGAGAUCUGAAGCAACUUUUUAUUAGUAUGGCUGAUGCGCAAAUAAAAUUCCAUGAGAAGUCUCAGUCUGCCUGGGAGCAAGUCUUACAGGACAUCAAUAAAGAGGUUCGUCCAUCAAACUGAUCUUUCUGACUGACAUUACUAAAAUAAAUCAUGGACUGAUUCUGCAGUAUGAAUGUGAUCUCCAUGGAUUUAGUUAAUCUAGUAAGCAAAUUGAUAAUGCGGUUAAAUUCGAUAUUUGUUGUUAUAAAAAUAUUGAAAUGUUGGGGAGAGAUAUUUAUCCUUGAAUAGUAUUUUGUUUUUUCAUCAAAUAAAUAACUGUAUUGAACCAUUAAA